AUGAUCAUUACCUCUCUGUUCCACCUGCUAGAGUAUGGCGAUCAGCCAUGGUGUCCAGAAUGGCUGCGCGAAUACUCGCAUAUGGCUUUCAUUCAGACGUGGAAGACCAAGGGCCCUGGAAACGAAGAAUCACCAGCCGUGCAAGUCUGCGACCUGCUGCUCAGCUAUCUCUCUGACUUGGGUUCCUUCACCUUUAUCGACUCAUGUGCAGGUGGUGAGGACCAAUUCCUAUCAUAG
Penicillium vulpinum is the source of this 237-nucleotide messenger RNA. RefSeq lists its product as uncharacterized. NCBI's taxonomy places the organism in Eukaryota, Fungi, Ascomycota, Eurotiomycetes, Eurotiales, Aspergillaceae. The record is from RefSeq and is a predicted model, not a curated record. The coding region runs from base 1 to 237 and encodes 78 amino acids. The transcript has a single exon.